AUAAAUAAGCGAUUGUUUGUAUAACUUUGUCAAAAUGUGCGAUAUAGUUGAUAGAUGGAAUUAUCUACGCAGUUAAGAUUGUGCUGGAAAUUUAACAGAACUCCAUCACCAUGGUUACCAGAAAUUGUACACAAAUAGCAAGCCUUUUCGGUUUAUAAUCAAUAAUGGCGUUCAAGGAUGUUCGAGAUCUUGCUGAACAAUUGAAGCUGCUAGGCUAUCCAAACAACAUACCCAUCUCUGUCCUCAACACACCAUACGGCGGUCCGGAAAGCUUCAAAGCCUACUCGGAUAUUCUGCAAUGGCUCAUCAAUCGGUUGGAACCGAAUUUGGUGCUGAGCGGCGGAACCCGUACCGAGCAGGAGCGGAUCCAGUUCGUCAGGUCGGCAACCGAGUUUUUGGUUACAAAAUCGAGCAUCAAAAUCAAUCCACGCAAAUUGUACGCCAGCUCGGUGGCUGCCGCCAAGGAGCUGCUAAAGGUAACAACGUUACUGAUCUCCUCGCCCAAAGUAACGGGCCAUGAGGAAGAACUGAUCAAAUCGCAUGUGGAAAUAGAUCUGUCGGAUAAAAUCGAUGACCUCAAGAAGGUUCGUGGUCUUUCGUCGGAGCUUACCAACAGAGGUGCCGCCCUGUACGACUUGCUGAAAAAGGAACUGAUCAAUCGGGAGAUACGCAACGUGCAGUCCACCCGUUCACUGGAGCUGGUAACAACGGAGAAGAUAAUCAAAAAUGCAAUCGCGUCACUUCAAUCCAAGCUUUCCAACUCGAAGGCUGUGCUGGAAAGUUUAAAGGCGGAUAACACUAAUCUAGCGUCCAAGAUUUCACGCAAAGCCUCCGAGCUGGAACGUUCCCGACAGCGGCUGCAAGCACUGCAGAAAGUACGUCCGGCUUAUUUGGAAGAGUUUGAAAAGCUGGAACUCGAGCUGAAGGGUCUCUAUGAGCAGUACAUCGUACGUAUAAGAUGUGUAGAUGCGCUACGAUCGCAGCUGAUCAGUAAAAACCGGACGCCGACACCGACGUCCCCGGUGGCUAGAAUUACCGACAGUAGCAUGACGAUACUGCCGGAAGGGUUGAUAGAGUCGGAGGACGAGAAUGAGGAGGACGAUGAUUUUGACGAGCGUGAUGAUGUGAAGCUGAAGACGGAUCGCCGUAUGUUGCGCAGUGAGCUGCUGAAUCGAGAUCGGGGUUCCACCAGAUUUAGAUCACGCAUCGACGGUGCUUCACCGAGCGGUAAAGAUCGGUCGAAAAUGAUUGGAAGUAUUGAGGAUGAGCUCGGUCCAUUGGACAGCUCGAUGAGCUCGGAAGAGUCGGAAAGUGAACUCGAAAUGGGAGGCAAUCGAUUAAUCGAUGGAAGUUUGCGAACUGAUGAUGAUGAAGAUGAAAGUCUCGCCAAAAUGCCGAGAGAAAGUUCCACCAUUAACCGAGGAGCAAAAGUGGAUCUAAGCGAUGAGGAUUUCUAGAGCGACGAGCUCGAAUAUAUUUCGUGUUUUAUUUCCUCUG
Molecule: messenger RNA, 1497 nt
Organism: Anopheles funestus (African malaria mosquito)
Lineage: Eukaryota; Metazoa; Arthropoda; Insecta; Diptera; Culicidae
Gene: Cluap1
Product: clusterin-associated protein 1
Exons: 3
Coding region: 165-1457 (430 amino acids)
Biological process (GO): cilium assembly
Cellular component (GO): centrosome; intraciliary transport particle B; cilium
Source: RefSeq, a predicted model, not a curated record